This is a messenger RNA of Seriola dumerili (greater amberjack), 4401 nucleotides long. RefSeq names its product leucine-rich repeat-containing protein 3-like. Bases 294 to 1151 code for a protein of 285 amino acids. NCBI's taxonomy places the organism in Eukaryota, Metazoa, Chordata, Actinopteri, Carangiformes, Carangidae. The record is from RefSeq and is a predicted model, not a curated record. The transcript has 2 exons. Gene Ontology annotation, molecular function: protein binding. Gene Ontology annotation, cellular component: extracellular matrix.
UCCGGUACAACAGUCAGUGACGAAGCCGUCUGCAGGCGACAGACACGGAACCACAACUGAUUCACUUCUCAUCGCUUUUUGAAAACUGUAUCUACAGUGAAGAAGAAAAAAAAAGAUGUCCAGUCUGCCAUCAGAAGAAGUCCGAAGAAAAACUGAAAACGGAGUUUAAAAAAAACAAUCUUUAUACAGUCUGGAUCUCAAACUUCACAAAACACCUUAUACGGAUUCUGCUGGUGCGACCGUGUGUGUGUGUGUUUGGGACCUGGUGUGUGUCAGGAGGAUAUGGUGACGCGAUGUGCACAGGCUGGUGUGAGGAGAGAUGUACCAGCGUCAGUGGAGGAAGACGAAGAGGUAAAGGAGUGGAUCUUCAUUCAUGGCUGUGCGUCUCACUCUUGUUCUCUGUUCUGUGGGGCCAAGCGUCCCCCCAGUGCCCGGACAGCUGCCACUGCGCCUGGGACACGGCCACGGUGCAGUGCUCAGACGCCGGGCUGCGGGAGAUCCCAGAGGGGAUCCCGCCUGAAACUGUCUCCCUCCACCUGGAACGCAACUACAUCCGGAACAUCCCAGAGAGUGCCUUCAGCAACCUGGUCCACCUGCGGAACCUGUACCUAUCCCACAACCGCAUCGACUCGCUCGCCUCGGGGGCCCUGCGGCAUCUGGGCCCCGAGCUGCGCCUGCUCGACCUCUCGCAUAACCAGCUGAAGCAGGCCAACAGGGAGGAGUUUGGCUCCACACAUGCAAAGACACGCCUCUACCACAACCCCUGGCACUGUGACUGCGCCCUCCAGGAGCUGAUGGAGACUCUGAACCUGGAGCCCGAGACGGUGAACGGGAUCAUUUGUGAGAGCUCUGUGCGGGGUGUGGGUGAGGGGAGCAGGUGGGAGGACCCGGGGUCGCAGGGCGAGCACGCAGGUCAGCCGCUGGUCAAACUGUUGGAUUCUGGGGUGAACUUCUGCAGCCUGCAGAGGAAAACCACUGAUGUGGCCAUGCUGGUGACAAUGUUUGUGUGGUUCUUUAUGGUCAUUGUGUAUGUAGUGUACUAUGUGAGGCAGAACCAAGCCGAGGCCCGCAGGCAUUUGGAGUACCUGAAGAGUUUACCGAGCCCACGCAAAACCCCCACUGAGACAGAUACUCUGAGCACCGGUUUCUGAACUUAUACUUGGCUGUAAUUUAAAUGGAAUAAUCAAACAGCAGUCUUAUGGAGAGUGACUGAUAAACUUCAAAGUGCUGUGUGGAGUUACUGUAAGGCGACUGUGGAGGAUGCAGAUACAGAGGGAAUGGACCUUUUACAGCUGGGUUUUGUGAUUACAAGAUUUCUUUAUAUUUGUUACUGCUGAUCCCCCUCCCACGUUUUUCUUAAUAAUUCUUUUCCUAUUGCAUUUUCUUCAGUUUAUUGGUUUACCCAUUUCACCAUCUGCACAGAGAAGACAAGAGAGGAAAUGGAAAAAUGAUGAUGAAAGGAUGAAAUAAGAAUGUGUUCAAAGAAAUUGUUUGAACCUUAUAACCUUCUUCUCCCUUUGUAGUCCCACUUUCCUCUUCUUUUCUUCAUGCCUCAUACUGUGCCCUUUUAUCUUUCAUUAAGCUCUAAUUAGGAGUCUUUGACCAACUGACCCUUAAUGAACACUUGACAGGCACUAAUCAGGUGGAGUGUGUUUAUCAGGUCAAAAGGGAGAGUUUGCAAACUCAAACGUGUGUCCUUGUCUAAUUGCUUGUUUCAGUUGUGUGUUUGUGGGCGUGUGCGUAUGUGGUGUUUUUGUGCAUUGUUGUUGCGGCCAUUUUUUCUUUAAUAGCAUUGAUUUUGCACGGAUGCUAUUUAAGCCUUUCCCAUUGCACGGUCACUAAGCCAGUUGUUUCUGUGCUUGUGGAGAACUGCUGAUCUAAAUUUACUCUCAGGGAGCCAUUAGAGCUGGAGGUGAACUAUAUUGUCUCCGAGCUGCAGCCACCAGCUCCAAAAAAAAUCUGGCUUAGUGUUCAUACAGCGGACACUGAUUGGUAUAGAGAAAUCUCAACCAGAAGUGGGUCGCUGUUAUAAAUUACAUUAGUAUAGCCAUUUAUCCUGAGAGGAGCUGUUAGUUUAGCUUUAAUUAAUCUCUUGAGUCCUGCUUCCUCUCUGCACUGAUUGCUGUGUACAAAUGGUUCCGUCUCCCAUUUUCCAUAUAGGCUGUAUAACUGAUUUUUUUUAUCCGCUGUGGAAAUGAGCACUUUUUUUUUCAGUUAGUACAUUUAAUGCUUGUAAUGUUAAGAGUAAUGCCAUUCCUGACACGUCGGGCAUGUAUACUAUAGGUGCACUGAAUAUCCAGCUCAGAGUAAAUGGAACAAAGCGUGACUGGAUUAACAGGCACCUUUUUUAAUUUCACUUGAGUUCAUCGUAAUCAUAUUGACUGUGAGCUGGAGCAUUAUUCUCUGAGGGGAGGGGUUAUUUGUCGUUCUUCACAAAUACAAAUAGAAACUGUAAAAUGCCUCUCUUAAAUUUUUAGUCAGCAACAUUUAAUGUGAAUUUAGGACAGUGGUUCCCAACUUGGGGGUCAGAACCCCCACAGGAGGGUAAAUGAUGAAAAUACACAAAAUGAUGUUACGUUGUUAUUUUGUUUCUCAGAUGUUAAUAUGAGGGGUCAGGAGUAGCCAUUGCUCCAUUUUAACCGGUCUCAAGCCAAACAGGCUGGAAACAACUGGUUUAAGAGGAUGUUUUGAGCCAUGCUAGCGGUGUGGCUCUAUGGAUGGCAAUGUCGUUUUUGAUCUCUCGAUCAUCAACUUUUGGAUGCCUCAUGAUGUAAUUUGGUACAAACAUUCAUGUUCCCACCUGAAUUAAUUGUAAUAACUUGGUGAUCCCUUAACCUGCAAAAUAAUGACAUUAUUCCCAUCAUCCCCAGCUGUACUUUGUGUUCACUGCUAAUUAGCAAAUGUUAGAAUGCUAACAUGCUAAACUAAGAUGGUUAACAGUCAUGGUAAACAUCAACAUCAGCAUGUUAGCAUCAUCAUUGUGAACAUGUAGCUCAAAGUGCCGCUGUGCUGCUAGCAUGGCUGUAGACAAUUGCUCUUAUUCAUAUGUUUUUAAUCCCUGCCGGGUUAAAGUGUACAGUUACAAACUUCUAAGUGUUCAUGGAUAUAGUAAAGUAUAACUGUCCCCCAUUUUAUUUAACAAUUGGGUUGGUGAGAGCGGAGGCAAAACCUAGAAUAGGUCAACUUACUUUGUGUGCUGUAACGUGCUAAACGUGGUGUGCGUGUUUCGUAAUCUACAGAGGAAGACUGGUUCAAGUCUGUGUUGUUCAGGAUGAACACAUAAUUUGAAUUAGAACUAGAGUCAGUCAAAGUAUGAGUAGAACAAUGUUGAUAUUGUUAUGAUAAAUGUAAAAUCCGGCCUCUGGUGGUAGACCACAGGCUAAAAGAUGAGAAUAAAAAAAGAUGGAUAUUCUGUGACUUUAAAAACGAAACUCUCCGUGGAUACCCUUGUGAAGCUCUGUUGGUGUAACUUCACGCUUUCCUGAAUGUUAUCUGUCUGUCACAAAUCAUACAUCUAAUGUGAAUGUUGCCGGAGCUCAGUUUCCUGAAUGCAUCUCUACCAUUAACAAAAUCUUUAACUACCUUUGGCUUAUUAUGAUACAACGAUGCUAAUAACCCAAAACACAAGAACCAAGCAUGUCAUCUGUGUGUGGUUUUUUCUGUCGGUAGUUUUUUUUAUUGGUGAUGUAUUUCUGUUCUGGUGAUUGGUUUUCUCUCCUGUUUGUAUGCCAUUAAUUACUCAAACAAGGAUAAAGUCAUAGAUCGGAAACCAUUACAUUAAAUAAUAAAUGAACUAUCAAAAAGUGAUGUCAGGAAAAAAAAACAAAAAACAACACAACAAAUAUAUAAAAAAUAAAAGAAACGUUGCUCUACUUUGUUCAUAGAAAUGCUUCUACCUUUUAUUGCUACUGUAAGUUGAAAAAGGCAAGAAGAUGAGGAGCAGUAAUAGUAGUACAGGAAGACAUUAUCAGUUCACAGUAUGAGCUGAUCGUGGUCGGCAGUGUUUCCUAUUUCUACUCUACCAUGCGUUAAAAUGAAAAGGAAAUGACUGAAAAACUAUUUUACAUAUAUAAAAAAAGUACAUGAUAUGAACUUUCACCACCUCCCUCUUCAACGUUGACUUUGUUUUUUUUCUGUCACUGGCAAACAAAUUCGAAAUGACCCCGCGUUCAUCCCUCUCUCCACUGCCUUUGCUUGACAUCUGAGCUGUUUCUCCCCCUGGAAAUAUAUCCGGACAUCACGACAAAAACACUAAGUGGAAGCAGGGCACAGUGAAAUGUUUAGGCGUGACUUUUUUCUUUUUAAGGAAUUUCCUUGGGGAAGAGUAAAACCCAUUGCCCCAGAUAUUUCAACAGGGGGGGAGAACAAAGCAGGAUAUAAAUAAAAAGCAACUUCAGCCUG